CCCACACUCGUGUCGAGACCACCACGAGCUAUCGGGCUGCGGCGGCGUGUGAAGAACGGCGGUCAUCUCCAGCUUUGCGUCACGCACGGCUGCCAAAUACAGCUUCCCGCCCGCCCCCCGAACUCGCGAUAGAGCCGACAGCAUCGCACGGGCACGGGCACGGGCACGGGCAAGGGCAAGGGCCACGGCCAACGAUGAGCAGGUCGAGUCGCACGCUGAUGGCGGCCGUGGGGUUGCUUGUAUGCUGUUGUUGCUGUCUGGGCACGGCCUACGCUUCCACUCCAUCACCACAUUCGCACACACAUCACACCACCACGACAACGCUGAAUCCCCUCGCAGCGCUAUUGGACGGCAUGCGUCAAGUGCUGGUAGCUUCGCUUCACCUCACAGCCGCCACUGUCCGCUUCGCAUCCGUCACCCUUCCCAGCGCCAUCUACAGCGUGCUGCACUACAGUCUCACGCUUCAGCUCAACUUUCCAAGCCUCGCUCUGCUCUUUCUCGCUUGUCUUGUCGCCGCAUUCGUCUGGCUGAGGUAUAGACAUCUCAAUAGGUACGAGAGGUUGAGAGAAGUGCCGCUCGCAAAGGAUGAAGGUUUCAACCUUCACCCGGACGUGGGAGCCAAUGACGAUGAUGAUGGUAGGGGAAAUGGAUUCAGCAACUAUCUCGACGAGUUCUUGCAAGCCAUUCGCAUAUUUGGUUUCCUCGAAAAGCCAGUGUUUCACGAGUUGGCGCGUCAUCUCCAAACUCGCAGACUCAUCGCCGGCGAUACGCUCUCCCUCGACUCGGACUUUUCCUUUUACAUUGUCAUCGACGGCAGGGUGCAAGUGUAUGCGCCCACCCCGCCCGCCCGCGAGUCUCGCAGAGCAGCAAACGGAUGGUCGGAGGAUGAGGAUGAGGAUGAGGGCAAUGGAUAUCAUCUGCUCAACGAGGUCACCAAUGGAGGCACCCUCAGCUCGCUCUUUACCAUUCUCAGCUUGUUCACAGAGGAUGUCAAGGUGGGCUUCGGCACGGGCGAAGGGGAGGACGUAAAUGUUGCUGGCACGCAGCGUGCCGGUGGCGCACCCGGCUCUUACGCUUCCAGCGCGCAUUCCACGGGUCAUGCGACGGAUAGUCCGCGAAGGCGCACCAAUGCUCAUCGAUCUCACCCGUCAGACGAAGCUGCACCGCCCUUGCGACCGAGUGGCGACCAAUUGCAGCUCAACGCUGCAGCGCUGCGCAACGUGCCGUCUGCCAUGAGCUCGUCCGUGGCCGUGGAGCGUCUAGACGGCAUCGAUGCGCUUCGCGCUAGUCCGAGGCAGAGGCGAGGAAAGACUAGCAGCGGGACGGAUGAUGCUACCGUGGUGCAAGGAGACGAAGACGAAGAGACGAGCACGGUUCACGAUGAUGUGCCGGGUGGACAGGAUCUACUACCUCCUGCUCAGGCCUCUGCUCCCUUUCCACAUUUUGCUCGAGCGCAGGCUAGAGCAAGCGUCGCUUCCAGCUUUUCGCCACCACUAUUAGCAGACCGAGGUCGAGCGCACUCUACGGCUACCAAUUCCACCUUUGCUGAAGCGAGCAAUGGUCCUCACACGCCUGGAAGCAUCCUGAGCGGCUUCGAAUCAAAGGGCGCAAAGCCGAGCCAUUACAUGCAUCACGAAGGCGUGGGAACGGUGGCUAGAGCGGUGACGGAUACGACUCUGGCAGUCAUACCUGCCGACGCGUUCAAGCGACUGACCAAAAAGUAUCCCAACGCAGCAGCUCACAUUGUUCAGGUCAUUCUCACGCGCCUCUCGCGAGUUACGUUCCACACGGCUCACAAGUAUCUGGGCUUGACAAGGGAAGUGAUGAGGACGGAGAAACACAUCAAUGAGCUCGCGUGCUUUACGCUGCCUGCCGCCUUUUACGAGCAAGGAGGUAUGGAGCGUCUUCGACAGCGCUUCCUACCCGAGCCUCAAAAGCACGAUGCGCAGGCGAGGAUGCCGAGCGGCGGCGAGUCUGCAACGCCACCUGGCGAUGAUCCGCACGACGAGGAAGGAGAUUACUUUCGCGGCUCGGCUUGGAGGCGCGGAGCGAGCGAAAGCACGGAAAAGGCCAAGACGCCAAAGAGGAAUACUGUGGCAAGGGUCGAUCCUGCUCGCACGCCCUGGGGACAUCCCGAUCCGCCUCUGCGCACGCCCACCAGUCGAACCAGCGUCGGACCUGGCGAUCUGCUAAGCAUGACAGGCACCGAGGAUGGCGCUGGGGGAGGCGGAGGAGGCGGAGGAGGGGGCACAGUUGGCGGAAGACCUGGCAGUCCUCUAUCCUACCUCGUCUCGACGAGUGCGCGCCCUCGAGCAGCUUCGCGCGGCACGGCCAUCAAAGGCUCGGAUGCGACGACUUUGGAUAUGCUCUCUUUGAGCUCCUUGUCGGAUGCGCGCCUCGCGAGUCCGGUGGGUGCAGAGAGUGCUGGAAGCGACUCGGGCUCCUUUGCCGGUGGUUUCGGGCCUGGCGCGCUGGCGGAUUUCAAUCUGAAAGACGCAGUGAUGGGAUGCAUUGCUAGAUCGAUUGGACUCAUGCAGCAACAGAGUCCCGGCACGGAAAGUCCAGGUCAAUCGCUCUCUGCUAGUCCGUUUAUCAAUCCGGCAGACACGCUUCAGAGGAGCGUCUUUAGGAGCGCCUUUAGCAGUCUGAGCAUGCUCGAUGCGGCCAUGGCUUAUGAUGAGGAGAGCAGCGUGACGGGCGCGAGCAGCAGCGCUUUGGGUCCUCAUCACGUCGAGCUGGAGAAUGAGGUGGAGGUGAGGUUCUUUCCAGCUGGAAGCGUGCUCGCCAGUGCUGGAGAUGCCGCUGCUGGAUUGUUCUACGUCAUUGAUGGUUUUCUCGACGUCGUGGUGCCGCCGGACGACGCGGAUACGCAAGGUGUGCAGGACAACAAGCAGCAAGGUCCCAAGCCCAAGCUCCCGGGAAGAGCAGCGCCUUUGAAUGGGCAGAGAAGCGGCGCCACGUCGGCGUCUAGGGCGACAGCUGCACCCUCGCGCUCGGGAGAUGCUGGACGAGGAGCACCUGCGCAGUCCGAUCGCAUUGGAAACGCGCUGGACGGAACGGCAUCUGGUGCACGUGCACGUGCGCGCGCUCGAUCUGCGCAGCAGCAGCAGCAGUACCAGCAGCAGCAGCAGCAGCAGCAGCAGACGGAUCACGUACGUCUACCUGAAGACAAACCAAAGGAUCAGCGGGCCAUCUUUAGCGUGGGAAGAGGAGGCAUUGCGGGCUACCUUUCGAGCUUGCUGGGUGCGCCAAGCUACGUGGAUAUACGCGCCAAGACGGACACGUACGUGGGCGUUCUUCCUGCCAAGGCGCUUGGUAGGGUCAUGGAGCGCCGACCCAUCGUGCUGCUCACUCUAUGCAAGCGGCUCUUGAGCUUGUUGAGUCCGCUAAUCUUGCAGAUCGACUCGGCACUAGAAUGGGAGUCUGUCAAUGCGGGUCAGGUGAUUUACCGCGAGGGCGAAGCGUCAGACUCUUUUUACGUCGUCAUCAAUGGUCGAUUGAGAGCCAUUACGGAGCGGGGCGGUGGAGCGGGAGUGGACUCGAUCAGCGAGUAUGGUCAGGGAGAUAGCGUGGGAGAGCUAGACGUCGUGACGCGGUCUGUGCGACGCAAGACGUUGCACGCGAUUCGAGAUUCCGAGCUGGCAAGAAUGCCCAUGACGCUUUUCAAUGCCAUCUCGAUGAGACAUCCGACGAUUACGAUUCAAAUGUCUCGCAUCAUUGCGCGUCGUGUGCGCGAAGAGCUGAAUUCGAGUCAACGAGAACGCGGCGGACGAGGCGCUCUGCAUACGGCCCCGCCCGUUCCCGGCUUGCCCGAUUUGGGACGCAACAAUCUCAACCUCAAGACGGUCGCCAUCGUUCCUGUCACGCGCGAAGUGCCCAUCACCAACUUUGCCAACCGACUUCAGGCCGCCUUCGAAGAUACGAUUGGAGGUCCCACGGCGUUUUUGAAUCAGAGCAGCGUGAUGGGCGUGCUGGGUCGACACGCGUUCAACCGCAUGGGCAAGCUGAAAUUGGCCGGUUGGCUGGCCGAGCAGGAACAGCGGUACAGGUUGGUGCUGUACGUCGUCGAUACGGCCGUCAGCUCUCCUUGGGCUCAGACCAGCAUCAGGCAGGCAGACUGCGUGCUCCUUGUCGGCUUUGGAGACGAUCCUAGCAUGGGAGAGUACGAGAGGCUUUUGCUGGGCAUCAAGACGACGGCGAGAAAGGAGCUGGUGCUGUUGCAUCCCGAGAGGAGCGUCCCGCCAGGCGCUACGCGAGCGUGGCUCAAGUCUCGACCGUGGAUUCAUGCGCAUCAUCACGUCGAGCUGCCAGGCAUUACGCGCUCCGCCGGCGGCUCGACUGCUAGUGGCGCCGCGAGCGAUCCGCGAGCUGUCAAGGCGCUGCGCACGCUCAAGGCGAAACUCGAGACGAGCCUGCAUCGGUACAGCGGCAAAUCUCGCGGCGCUAUUCCAGGUCGUCCUCAUCACUUUUCCGACUUUGCGCGGCUAGCGCGAAGAUUGUGCGGCAAGAGCAUAGGUUUGGUGCUGGGCGGAGGAGGUGCACGAGGGUGCGCUCAUGUAGGUUUCUUGAGGGCGCUGGAAGAGAGGGGCAUCCCCAUCGACAUGGUCGGCGGCACCAGCAUAGGCAGCCUCGUGGGCGGUCUGUACGCCAAGGAGGCCGAAAUGGUCACCACGUUUGGCCGCGUCAAGAAGUUUGCUGGCAGAAUGGCUAGCUUGUGGCGCUUCGCUAGCGACUUGACGUAUCCCGUCGUCAGCUACACUACGGGGCACGAGUUCAAUCGCGGAGUCUUUAAGGCGCUAUCCGACACGCACAUCGAAGACAUGUGGCUGCCCUUCUUUUGCAACACCACCAACAUCACUUGGAGCAGGAUGGAGGUGCACACGACGGGAUACGCUUGGAGGUAUAUUCGAGGAAGCAUGACUUUGGCAGGUCUCAUUCCGCCGCUGGUAGAUGAUGGACACAUGCUCGUCGAUGGUGGAUACAUGGACAAUCUACCCGUCAGCGUCAUGAUGGCCAUGGGAGCGCACGAUGUGUUUGCCGUCGACGUUGGAAGCAUUGACGAUACUUCGCCGCGCAGUUAUGGCGACACACUUUCGGGCUGGUGGGUGCUGCUCAACAAGUGGAACCCGUGGAGCGAUGCGCGAAAUAUUCCCAGCAUUACGGAUAUUCAGGGUCGAUUGACCUACGUUUCUUCGGUCAAGACGCUGGACGAGGCAAAGAGCACGCCGGGUUGCUUCUACCUACGCAUGCCUGUGGAAGGUUUCGGAACGAUGGAAUUCGGUCGAUUCAACGAGGUGCAACAAAUCGGAUACGAGGCUAGCAGAGCAGCAUUGGCCGGCUGGGCAAAGGAAGGAUCUCUCCCCACCGGCAUGUCACUCGAAGCCGAAGCUGCCGACAAUCACAAUCGCAAGCGCGGCGUCGGCGCGCGAAGAAAUUCCGUUUGAAUGCGCGCGGGCGCGGCUUGGCAGCGUGCAAUGAAGAUGACAUUCAAAUUGGGACU
Messenger RNA from Ceraceosorus guamensis, 5500 nucleotides. RefSeq lists its product as hypothetical. Gene Ontology annotation, molecular function: phosphatidylcholine lysophospholipase A1 activity. Lineage: Eukaryota; Fungi; Basidiomycota; Exobasidiomycetes; Ceraceosorales; Ceraceosoraceae. Gene Ontology annotation, cellular component: endoplasmic reticulum. The coding region runs from base 195 to 5444 and encodes 1749 amino acids. The record is from RefSeq and is a predicted model, not a curated record. The transcript has 12 exons. Gene Ontology annotation, biological process: phosphatidylcholine metabolic process.